Molecule: messenger RNA, 3245 nt
Organism: Anarrhichthys ocellatus (wolf-eel)
Lineage: Eukaryota; Metazoa; Chordata; Actinopteri; Perciformes; Anarhichadidae
Gene: dipk1c
Product: divergent protein kinase domain 1C
Exons: 7
Coding region: 1582-2736 (384 amino acids)
Source: RefSeq, a predicted model, not a curated record
CAGAGGAGGACAGGUAGAGGACAGGUAGAGGAGGAGGACAUAGAAUAACUGAAAACUAUUUUUAAUUCACACACUUCAUGAUAAAUUCAUCAGAAUUAAGACAUAAUAACUUUGUAAUAACUCAUCGUUCUGCUCGUAGUGAAAUAAACGUUAAACGUCGUACGAACUGAUUUCCAGAUGAAACCUUCGUCUCGUGUGGAACCCGAGCAGCUGAUCUGGUCCAGACAGACGCAGCUCUUUGAAGAGGUUUUAGCGCUCAAACGAAGCUGAACGUCCUCGUUAUCUCAACUCUCCCCUUCAACACAUUCACCAGAUGGAGGACUCUUUCAUCACCGCUCUCUGUUUCUCAGGACAUUUAAACCCGUCUGCGUGUCUUAUCUGUCUGCUGGUCCACCUGUCUGUCUGUCCCGGACACUUCCUGUCCCUUUAACCACGACUCACGUUACCCGCAGAGCUCGUCCACUGACCCCGAACGACUCAAGUCCUCAUAACAGAUCUGUAUCUAUAUCUUCAUACGUUUGACGACACACGUGAUGAUAUUAGUCCUGCACGAACCAGCGUCUCGUGAUUUGGGUUUAAUAAUAAUAAUAACUUUAUUUAUAGAGCACCUUUAAAAACAGAGUUCACAAAGUGCUUUGACAGACAAAGAAGGCAAUAACAACAAUAACAGAAAGCUCAGUGAGAAAGUCCAUAAAAACAGACUUUGAGUUUUGAGUCCUGAACAAGUCACAACGCUCUUCAUUAAAUUUAAUUCCAGCCUGUAAUUUUAAACCCGUUUCCACUUUGAAUGAUCUCAGAAUUGUGCCACCCUGAGUUGCUACGUUGUGUAUUUCAGAGAGAGUGCACUUAAAGGGUUAACGCAGGACCCGACGGAGCUCCUCCAGCAGGUGUGUGUGGAGCAUGAGGUGUGUGUGACGUCUCUGAGCUCCUCACUGACGGAUGUUUGUGUUGGAAUGUGAGCAGAGCGAGGAUUAUCUGGGUAAUCCGUGACCAGGACAACGCUAAUCCUGAAGCUCAUCCCUCACACCUCUGGACACUGAGCUGUUCAGACGGAAGAGAAAAGAAGGGAAGUCCUCACGUUAUACAUUCCAUACAGUCCAUACGUUGUUACAUUUUACUCAUUUAGCGGCUGGCUAGUUAGCUAGUGCUUUCAUGCUACCGGUACACUGGUUACAAAGCAUACUGGCGGCUGAGUCUACGCUCCACCGCUCGGCAUGAAACAGCAUUAAAGAACAAGUGAAACAGAUUCCUGAAGACCUCUCUCCGUGUCUACCUCGUAGAUGGUUCGAUGGUGGAGCCGACUUGUUGUGUGUCCGGUUCCAAACUCUGUUUACAGCUCUGCGUAGCUGGCAAAUUAUGACAAAUUGCGCCGUCGCAGGGUUUAUUCGCACCAAACCAGUUCACAGAAACACGCCUAAUAUUCAAAAGCUCACUUAGCUUGACAAUAGAUCGGUACCCUAGCUACCGAUCGGUGGCCCAGCUAUCGAUCGGUGGCCCUGUACUCAAGUACGUGACUCUGUUUGUCCCUCCCGCUCUGCCGUACAGUGCCUGGAGUUCGGCGAGGGCUCGGUGACGGGCGACAUGUGCGAGGACCUGUGCGUGCUCGGCCUGGUGGAGUACAAGCGCUGCCUCUACUACGAGAACGGGAAGAAGGUGAUCGAGGCGCGCUGGAGAGGAAACCCCGUCAUCCUCAAGUCCAAACUGGAGAACUUCUCCUCGUACGAGCCGCUGGGAAUACUGGACUACCAGGACACAGCAGAGGAGCUCUCACCGCUGGAUGUGGUUUUCUACGCCACGCUGGAAGUACGAAACUCUCUGGGGCUGGCUGAGGAAGACGAGGACGAAGGAGGAGGAGGAGGAAGUAACGGCUCUCUGGCCAGACUUUGGGGGAAGAAGCUGAAGAGCAGAGAUAAGAGUUACUCCAGAGCGGAGCUGGCCUCCCUCUGGUCUCUGCUGCAGCAGGAGGAGUACACCUUCCUCCGAGUCCUGCAGGAUCUCAGCACCCACGUGGCCAAGGUGUUGGGCUCCUGCGGUCACUUCUACGCCGUGGAGUACCUGUCUGCCGGGCACGCCUGGGACCAGAACAUCUUCUCCCUGGAGGAGGUGGCCGUCUCCGGGGCCCGGGGCCGCUGGACCUCCAGGGAGAUGGUGCACCGCAUCGCGCUCAGCUUCCUGGACAUGGUGGGCCACUUCGACAACGACUUCACCCACAAGCUGCACCUGUGCGACAUCAAGCCGGAGAACUUCGCCAUCAGGAAGGACCUGACGGUGGUGGCCAUCGACGUGGACAUGGCCUUCUUUGAGCCCAAGAUGAGGGACAUCCUGGACCAGAACUGCAGCAGCGACGACGACUGUAACUUCUUCGACUGCUCGUCCAGGUGUCACCCGAGCAAACGCAGGUGCAGCGCCCGACGCCGCAACAGCAACCUGCAGGUGAUUUGUGAGAAGAUCUUCAGGCCCUGGUUUUCUCCCACUCUGCUUGGGGCCAAAGCCGGUCUCCCUCUGCAGGUGGAGCUGCAGCGAGCGGUGCAGGAGUGUUCAGAAACAGACGGAGGUGAGGAGGAGAGGGAGGAGGAUGGAGGUGAAGGUGGAGGAGAGGCGCGUCAACGUAUGCAGAGCGUCCACCAGCGCCUCCUCAGCAUCCUGACACGCCUCCUCCAGGAGGGCGGGGCCUCAGGCGAGGGAGGAGGGGCCUGGGAGGAGAAAGGUCACGCCCACACCGCACUGAACUUCUGAGGAGGUGAAGAGGAGACCGUCAGGAGACUCGUGGGCAGGUCUUCAUCCUGGACUCCACUGACCCUCCUGGAGAAAACCUGGACGUUUGAAACACCAGAAUCCAGAUCCAACAGGACUGAGAUGGACCAAUGUGGAUCCGUUUCUGAGUCAUAUUCAGGAUUAUUUUGAUCACACAUGAACUAAAAUAUGUCCAAUACGCUUUUCUGUAGUUCCAGAGAAGGAAAAGAAAGGACUUGACCUGACCCCCAUCCAACACCUUUAGGAUGAACUGGAUCACAGACCGAGAGCCAGACCGGAUCACCAGCAUCGGACAGACACAAACAUUCAGACCAGGACUAGAGAGGAACUUGUUCUGAAUCCCUUCAGAGUUUCUCUUCUUUAACUCAUCCAGUUAGUCUCAGUGAGAUUUUAAAAAGAAGAAGAGCGGCUGCAGUUAUAAAAACAUCUGUGUACAUGAAUGUAAUAAUGUAGUACAUGUACUAAUCAUUAAUAAUACCACUUAACAAGUA